Messenger RNA from Emiliania huxleyi CCMP1516, 1000 nucleotides. RefSeq lists its product as hypothetical. The record is from RefSeq and is a predicted model, not a curated record. Gene Ontology annotation, molecular function: RNA polymerase II C-terminal domain phosphoserine binding. Gene Ontology annotation, biological process: transcription elongation by RNA polymerase II; positive regulation of transcription elongation by RNA polymerase II. The transcript is spliced from 6 exons. The coding region runs from base 45 to 917 and encodes 290 amino acids. Gene Ontology annotation, cellular component: Cdc73/Paf1 complex; nucleus. NCBI's taxonomy places the organism in Eukaryota, Haptophyta, Isochrysidales, Noelaerhabdaceae.
CAGAGCAGCUGAGCCAGAGCCCAGCCCCGCUUGCUCGAGCCGUCAUGGACAAGGCCAAGAUGCUCGAGCUCUUCGGCUCCGACUCGGAGGGUUCGGACGACGAGCCGGCGCCUCCCAGCGGCGGCGGCGGCGGGGACGACGCGGGGGAGGGCGUCGACGAGGCCGACCUGUUUGGGAGCGACGGCGAUGACGACGAGGACGGAGGGCAGGCGGCGUCGGCGCCGCAGGUGCCGUCGGCGCCGCCGCUGCACUACGAGCUGCCCGCGCUGCGCCGCCCGCCCGCCGGGAGCGAGCUGCUUAUGGUGCGGAUGCCAAACAUCCUCAAGGUCCAGCCGCGUCCGUUCGAGUCGGACAAUCCGGAGUGCCUCGAGAAGGAGCUCGGCGAUCCGUUCCAAGUGGACGGCGACGGAGAUCCGCGCUACGAGGUGCGCGGGGAGAACGUCAUCCGGUGGCGCACCAAUCCCGACACGGGAGGGCGCCAGUCCAACGCCAAGAUGGUUCGCUGGUCGGACGGCUCGACGACACUCCACGUCGGCAACGAGGUCCUCUCCGCGCCGAAGCAGCGGCUGCCCGGCGGCGGGACGCACCUCUACACGCGGCACAAGGGCUCGAACCUCGAGUGCCACGGCACGAUGGAGCAGCGCAUGCUCUUCCAGCCCGUGUCGAUCGACUCGAGCACGCACCGCGCGCUCACCAAGCACAUUGCCAAGAGCUGGGAGGGCAAGAGCAGCAAGGGCGGUCGCUCGAUCAUCAUGACGGCGACGACGGAGGCGCCGGAGCUGGAGAAGCAGAAGAGGGAGAAGCAGUGGGAGGAGAAGCGCCGCCUGGACCUGCGGCAGUCCUCUCACCGCCGCUCGGAGGAUGGGGGCGAGUCGGAGGAGGACUCGGAUGAGUUUGGCGCCAUGGACGACGACUGAUGUGUGCGAUGUGCCGCUCCGGUUUCGCCGGGCUGUCGUUCUUAUCCGUCAUUAAUCUACAUAAAGCUAAAAGGAUAAAAGCA